AUGCCCAUAUCUGAAAUCGACGACAUCUUUGCAGCAAAGCGCUCUCUUGCGACCUCCUCAUCUACCUCACACACAGUGAAGAAGAGUAAAAAGCGUCGUAGAGACCAUCCUACUAACGACCACCAUGAACCACCCUCCAAGAAACGUGUUCCCCAGACUGUCAUCGAUCCUUCUGCCACGAACCGCAUAAACCAGACCAAGCGUAGUGAUAGAUCAAAUAUCAAGUCAUUCAAAUCGGGAAAAGGCUCCAAAGCUGACGAGGAGCGCUUUAAAGAUUCCCGAGGUUCUGGACCUCGACGCAAAACUGAGGAAGGUUGGUCCGUAUACAAAGAAGACGAGCUUGGAAUGAUUAAUGAAGGAGGAGAUACUCCUUCGUGCCCCUUUGACUGCGACUGCUGUGAGUCAUUUUAUUAA
Guyanagaster necrorhizus is the source of this 414-nucleotide messenger RNA. RefSeq names its product DUF1764-domain-containing protein. Lineage: Eukaryota; Fungi; Basidiomycota; Agaricomycetes; Agaricales; Physalacriaceae. The transcript has 3 exons. The record is from RefSeq and is a predicted model, not a curated record. Bases 1 to 414 code for a protein of 137 amino acids.